CCCUCUCCUUCCUAAAUAAGUCUGUGUGUGAGGGAAGGUGAGACUGAGUCGCACGGAGACAGGCAGUCGCAGCAACAACAAGCAGCGCACAGAGACUAUCUAUCCAUCACAAUGGAUUGGGGAACACUCUAUGAGGUCAUUGGAGGUGUGAACAGACAUUCUACAAGCAUCGGCAAGAUCUGGCUCUCGGUUCUCUUCAUUUUCCGCAUUAUGAUCCUCGUCGUGGCCGCAGAGAGCGUGUGGGGUGACGAACAGGCCGAUUUCACCUGCAACACUUUACAGCCUGGAUGCAAGAACGUCUGCUAUGACCAUCACUUUCCAGUUUCUCACAUUAGGUUGUGGUGCCUACAGCUUAUAUUUGUUGCCACCCCUGCCCUUUUGGUAGCCAUGCAUGUUGCUUAUCUGAAACACGAGGAGAAGAGGCAGCUGAAGAAGAAAGGAAACUAUGGGGGAAAGGACUUGGAAGAGCUGAAGCAAAGAAAGGUCAGAAUCAAGGGAACCUUGUGGUGGACCUACACUACCAGCAUCUUGUUCAGAGUCCUCUUUGAAGCUGCAUUUAUGUACCUCUUCUACUUUUUGUAUUCCGGCUUCCAAAUGCAGAGGCUUGUGCAGUGCAACAACUGGCCUUGCCCCAACCUUGUCGACUGUUUCAUUUCCAGGCCUACAGAAAAGACUGUGUUCACCAUAUUCAUGAUUAGCGUGUCUGGCAUCUGCAUGGUUCUGAACGUCAUGGAGCUGUGUUACCUAAUCAUGCAGGCUUCCCUAAGGAGGUCAAAAAAACAGACACUUAGGAAUUCUAACCACAUAUCUGGAAAGGAGGAAAAGCAGAACAUUAUGAACGAGCAAAAAGAACAAUAGCCCUGUGCUUAGGCUUAAUGGUACUUGGGCAGGUAAACUGGCAUUCAGAUGGGAGUAGCCACCAAUGAUUCAUAUGGAGUGUUAACUCCAUCAGAAUGAAUCAGAAACCAGGACAGAUGAUAGCUAAUCCAUGCUUAUGUUCCUGCAAAAUUGAAAAUAGUGGCAACGUGGGUUGGAAUUAAAAUCAUAGUAUUGCACCGUUAGUCCCCUGGGUGAACUAACAGUGUCUGACUAUAACAGUAGACUACAACUAGCUAUCAAGCCAAAGAAUAUUCCCUUACAGAAUAAGGUAGAACCAUAGCAAAAUAUUUGAUUGCUCAGAGUGACGCCAUUUUCUGUAUGCUAAUCACUUCCUGUCCGGCCUACUAACAUAGUCUUUCUACCAGGAAGUGAAAAAAGUAGACCAUGUUGAUUGCGGGCAGUGGCGUAACUAUAGAGGAAUCAGACCCCGCAGUCACAAGGGGGCCCGCGGAACAGGGGGGCCCAGACUGUGGGGUCUGCUUCCUCUAUAGCUAAUAAGAAAACCCCCUCCUCCCCAGCUGCUCUCUUACCAGCGAGGAAGGGGACGCAAGAGAGGACAGGACAUGGGCGGAGUUGGGGCAGAUGCGGGAAAUUGGGUGGGGCAGGAAGUGGGUGGGAGGAUGGGGAUCGGAGUGCGCGGGCCCCUCUGAAGUUUUUCCUUUGCAAGGGGGCUGGGUGCACUCCAGUUAAACCACUGAUUGCGGGCGAGUCCAUAUGGGAUGUGGAGACUUCUUACAAAUACGGCAAGACUGGUUUCUUAGCCACUUUGUUAUUUUGGCUUGCCAGUGUUCUUACGUAUACUUAUUGACGUGUUCUAAUAAUAAUAAGAAAAUGUUGUAGGACAAUCUAUAGUAAUGUAAUGUUGUAUGCUAUUUAUGGAAGAGAAGAAUUUCUACUGACUCAUAGCCCCAUUUAUAACUGAUUGCACACACACUGCCAAUUAAAUGGGCUCAUCAUUUGCAGAUUUUGUACAGCGGUGCUUAAAGACGGAACUGAAAUUUCUGCCAGUUAAAUGGUAUGAUCCAUAGGCUUCUUAUUGAAUAAAUAUGGUUCCCGUUGUUUAAAUCUUAAAUCUCAAUUUUCAAAACCCCAUUUCACUUUCAGUGGGAAGAUUAAUUAUAAGGUGGUAAAUCUGCUCCUGGUGUAGCAAAGCAUGGCAACCAAUCAGAUGUCUUAUUUUAAAUAGCAUAUCAAUAAAUGCUACAUGUUCAUUGGUUGCUAUGGCCUGGAGCAAAUAUUUUUUUUUUUCUAUUCUUUCAUUACCCCCUAAUGUUUUCCAACUGCAUAAACUAAUUACAGGUAUUUUCUAAGCCAGUGAACCUAAACCUGUAGCUCUCCGGCUGCUGUUGAACAGCAAUAGCCAAUAUCCCAAGAUUCCAAAGCAACGGCAAAACAAUAGGUUGAAAAUGAACGUUCAAGAAAGACCGUUGACAAAAGCUUUUCAUCAUUUCGGUCAUCUCUCACUGCUAAGGGCUUUCAUAAAGACUUGUAAAUAGAUGUUUUUUUUUAUUAUUAAUGGUAUUGCUUGGAAAAAACCUUUUCUUAGAAGGUUACGUUGAUGACAUAAUGGUUUAAGCAAUUGUUUUAUCUGUUAGACUUGAAACUCUAAAAUGCAUGUAUAGUGCCAGGAAUAGUUUGCAAUAUGCUGCCUUAGAUAUUUAAUUGAAUAUUAUUAUUUUUUAUAUAUACAUCCAAGGGCAAUAGAUUUUUUUUUGUAAUGAAUUUGUACCAAAUCACUUUCUGCUCUUGUUUGAGCCCUAGAAGAACAAAUGAUCCAAGGCUGAGACCUGUCUCCUAAAGGUGGCCAUAGACGCACAGAUAAUAACCUACAAAACAAUCUUUCGUACGAUAUUAGGUGCGUGUAUGGUGGAAUCCAGCCCAACCGAUGAGCGGACCGAUAUCCAAGUCUUCUGCUGAUAUCGGUCGGCUCAUCGAUCGGGCUGGAUGGAAAAUUUUGAUUGGGUGCCUUUUGAAGGCACCUGAAUAUCAGCCAUUGUUAGUGCUAAAUCGUUAGAUACAGGUAGAAUUUUAUUGUUUCUACCUGUAUAUCUGAUUCAGCUCUACGCGUGUGUGUUGAAACAAACAAUCUUUCCUGGAAAGAACUUUCCCAAGAAAGAUCGUAAUUGUUACAUCUGUGGCCACCUUUACUCUCCUGUAUUGAGUCCAAACGUUCAGCAAAUUGAGGCAGCUGUACUGACAUGGAUAGGUCACUAGGUGGAGAUCUCUAUGCACAAGAUAUUUGAAUUAUAAAUGUAAUUUUGAAAUGCAACUUUUUGUAUUUUAGUUUUUUAUAGUUUAAAUAAAGAAUUGUCUCAUA
Xenopus laevis (African clawed frog) is the source of this 3196-nucleotide messenger RNA. It is a transcript of the gene gjb2.S, whose product is annotated as gap junction protein beta 2 S homeolog. Lineage: Eukaryota; Metazoa; Chordata; Amphibia; Anura; Pipidae. The record is from RefSeq and is a predicted model, not a curated record. Gene Ontology annotation, cellular component: gap junction; plasma membrane; connexin complex. Gene Ontology annotation, biological process: gap junction-mediated intercellular transport; transmembrane transport; cell communication. Bases 112 to 858 code for a protein of 248 amino acids. Gene Ontology annotation, molecular function: gap junction channel activity. The transcript is spliced from 2 exons.